AUGCGGGAGGCCUCGACGUUGUUGAGUUUAGUCGGAGCCCUCCAGCAACAGCAGCAACCUCAGCAGCAGCCGCAGUUGGCUACGUUAGGUCAGCUCACGCAGGGACUGGGUGCUCAGACUCUUAACCCUGCAAAUUCUCUAGCAGCAUUAGGAUUGGGAGGACUUGCAGGACUGGGACAACCACAACAACAGGCGGCAGUGCAACAACAACCAAAUUUGGCAACAAUGCUCUCUUCACUCUUGAGCGCGCAGCAAUCGCAAACCCAGGGCCAACAAGCCACACAGCUGCAGCAGGUACCUCAGUCACAACUUCAACAACGGACGCAACUUGGCGGCUUGCAGAACCCCAUGCAAGCAUCCAUCCAACCACUGGUUUCAAGUGCAUUGGCAACUCAGUUUGGGGCGCUAUCCGGUUCAUCGACCACCGGAUCCCUUCCAGCCGCUUUAGCGAAUUUGCAGCGAAUGGGCGUUACACAGCAACCACUGGCAAACCCUGCAGUUGGAUCUACGGCGCCGACAUCUGGGACAGAGUCUGUGGCGGACAUAUUGAAUAGGUUGAAGCAGUUGCAACAAUUACAUCCGGGGACAAGCAAUCCCCAGUCCGGGGCCGCUGGGAGAGGAUAG
Messenger RNA from Spizellomyces punctatus DAOM BR117, 624 nucleotides. RefSeq lists its product as uncharacterized. Lineage: Eukaryota; Fungi; Chytridiomycota; Chytridiomycetes; Spizellomycetales; Spizellomycetaceae. The transcript is spliced from 2 exons. The record is from RefSeq and is a predicted model, not a curated record. The coding region runs from base 1 to 624 and encodes 207 amino acids.